GUAAUUUAUAGGUUAAGUCAGCGGCUGAGAAAAAGAAAACAAUUUUUGAAAAUCGAAUAUAAUCGAAAAUGUCCAUUAGAAAAUGGAAACCGGUGAAAUUAGAAGGAGGAUUUCUAAACGAAAAUUUAUCGGAUUUAAUUGGAAUUGAAGAAUUAACUGAUUAUUAUCUGGGAGAAUUUGAUACAGAGAAAUCCGAUAAUUUUGAACCUAAGAAAAAAUCUAAAAAACGAAAAGUAUCAGAAUCAGAUUUCAUCGAAGUAGAUUUUAAUAAUGAUGAUAAAAAAUCUAAAAAAGUGAAAAAAAAAUCAAAGAAAAAUGAAAAUAAUAAUGAAGAAGUUUCUAUUCCUGGAAAAUUUGUCCUUCUGCCGAAAAAUAAAAAACCAAAAAAACAAAAAGCUGUUAAACAAAAAACUGAAGUUGGAAGUAAAUUAACAAAAUUUGAAAAAUGUCCAAUGAAUGAAAUGCAAGCAUGGUUAAAUUAUGGAUUACCUGACGAGUUAAUUCAAGCGAUAGCUGAUCUUGGAUUUAGAACUCCUACACAAAUUCAAGACUUAACUCUUAAACCAGCUAUUCUUGGUCGACGAGAUAUUCUGGGGGCUGCAGAAACUGGUAGUGGUAAAACUUUAGCGUUUGGAUUACCAAUAAUUACUAGAAUUUUAGAAUUAAAAAAUCAAAAUCAGAACAGCGAUACCGAUAGUGGUUUUGAUAAAGAUUUCGAUAAUGAAGAAAAUAAAUCAAAUGAUGAUAAAUUAAGCAACGUUAAUGAAUCCGAAGUAUUCUAUGAAGAUGACUCCGAUGAAUUGAGUUGGGAAGAUGAUGAUGAAAAUACGGAAAAUCCACCUAAAAAUAUUCCAGCUUUAAAUAAAUCUUUAGCACCUUUAUAUGCGUUAAUUUUAACUCCAACCCGGGAAUUAGCGAUACAAGUUAAAAACCAUCUAAUAGCGAUCACAAAAUACACAAACAUUCGUGUAGCAGCUAUUGUUGGAGGUAUGGCCGCUGUAAAACAAGAACGUGUAUUAAGUAAAUGUCCCGAAAUAGUUGUCGCAACACCAGGACGUUUAUGGGAAUUAAUACAGGAUGGUAAUCCACAUUUAUCAAAAAUCGAUAAUAUUAAAUAUUUUGCAAUUGAUGAAACUGAUCGAAUGAUUGAACGGGGUCAUUUUCAUGAAUUACAUAAUUUAUUAGAACGAAUUAAUGCCAAUGAAUUAGCGAAGAAAACACGACAAAAUUUUGUUUUUUCUGCAACGUUAACGUUGGUUCAUGAUUUACCGAAACAUUUGUUAACUAAGAAAAAAUUGGGUAAAGGUAGAAAUAUUUUGAAAUUAACACCAGGGCAGAAAAUUCAACGUCUUAUUGAUAUGGUUGGUAUGACGAAUCCAAAAGUUGUGGAUAUUUCAAGAGAAACUGGAACUGCUGCAUCAUUAACAGAAUGCCGUAUAACUUGUCCCAUUGAGGAGAAAGAUUAUUAUUUAUACUAUUUUUUAAAACGACAUCCUGGUCGUACAUUAGUUUUCUGUAAUUCAAUCGGAUGCGUUAAACGAUUAACUACUUUAUUUAAUUUACUAAAAUGUGAACCGAUACCGUUACAUGCCAGUAUUCAACAACGGCAACGUCUUAAGAAUUUAGAAAGGUUUCGUGACAAUGAAAAUGCAAUUUUAGUUGCAACUGAUGUGGCUGCACGUGGUUUAGAUAUUCCAGAAGUUCAACAUGUUAUUCAUUAUCAAGUGCCUCGAACAGCCGAGAAUUAUGUUCAUCGAUCUGGUCGAACAGCACGUGCUAUGUCUGAAGGAAUUGCUAUUUUGAUAAUGGAACCUACAGAAUUAAGAACGUAUAUCAAACUUUGUCAUACUCUAGGAAAAACCGAAGACUUGCCACUUUUCCCAGUAGAGGAUAAAAUGUUAUCAGCUGUAAAACAACGUGUAAAUUUAGCACGAGAUCUUGAUAAAUUAGAAUUACAAACACGACGAGCCAACUCUGAAACAGGUUGGUUGCAGAAAGCUAUUGAAGAAAUGGAUAUUAUAGUUGACGAUAGGGAUGCACCGGGUCACUCUUACGACGUAGAAACAAUAUCGAAACAAAAACGAGAAGCACAUAUAAAACGUAAACAAUUAGACAGUUUGUUAUCACAACCAGUUUUUCCAAAAGGUUUUAGUUUUAAAUAUCCUUCAUUAAAUAUAAAUCAAAUAAAAGAUAAAUCAGAUGAAAAUGCAAUUAGUGUAAUGAAAUCCGCUAUGGAAAAUUAUGCACGAUCCGGUAAAAAUAAACUUGGUUCAUUAAUGCAAAAAAUGAAAAAACCACCAAAAGAUAUUAAACGGGAACGUAAAUUAUUUAAACAACGCAAGAAGGAUGCUAAGAAAAAGGAGAAAAAGAAAUUACAGAAAAAGAAAGCAGAAGAAGCUGCAAAUAAUGAUGAAUAA
This is a messenger RNA of Chrysoperla carnea, 2417 nucleotides long. Its product is annotated as ATP-dependent RNA helicase DDX24. Gene Ontology annotation, cellular component: nucleolus. The coding region runs from base 69 to 2417 and encodes 782 amino acids. The record is from RefSeq and is a predicted model, not a curated record. Gene Ontology annotation, molecular function: nucleic acid binding; RNA helicase activity; ATP binding. The transcript is spliced from 5 exons. NCBI's taxonomy places the organism in Eukaryota, Metazoa, Arthropoda, Insecta, Neuroptera, Chrysopidae.